UGUGUGUGUGUGUAUGACAGAGAGCUGUCAUCGAACUGUCUUCCCUUCACUGACUGAAAAUAAAGUGUGGUGCUGCACAUGUGCUGUUUAGAAUAACAACAAAAGUUUUCUUCAAAUUUACCAAUUUCUCGGCAUUCGAAAAUGUCGUCGUCAUUUUUUCUAAAAGGAAAACCGAAACCAAACAAAAAGCGAAAGUUCCCCAACGACAAAAAACCGUCGUCCACUAAACAAAUCGUAGAAAAAUCCGCCAAAGAAGAUGAUAACGAAGAGAUUCCCAGCGAUGACGAGGAGGACAUCGAACAUUCCGAAUCGGCACAAAAUUUCCAAUUCUCCGAUGAGGAGGACAACGAAACGCCACAGGAUAAGCGUCUGAAGUUGGCCAAAAAAUAUUUAGAGGAAAUCGAAAAGGAAGAACGAAGCCGAGCUGAUGACAAGGAUGUGCGUCGCGGAAUUACAAAACGUUUGGCCAACGAGUAUUUGGACAGUGUGGGUAAAUUGCGACGCACGGUGGCUGAUGAAUUGGCUGGCUUUGAUGAUAGUUGUGUGACGGUGCUUAAGCAUAAACUACAAAAAGUUCCGAUCACAUGCGUGUGCUUGUCAGCGGAUGGAAAUUUUAUGUUUAGUGGCAGCAAGUCGCAGUUCGUCGUUAAAUGGAAUGUGCAGGACUUGAAACCGGUAGGAUUUUUUGAUUGCCUGAAAGUGCCAAACACAACUGGUGAAUCCAGUAAAAAGCACCGACCGCAAAUAUGGGCGAUGGCUCUGUCGACAGAUUUUAAAUUUUUGGCUGUAGCAGAUAUGAGUAAAUCCAUUCACAUUUGGUGUCCGAAAGAUCUAAUCCACCUACAUACGUUAACCGGUCAUCGGGACACUGUGACUGCCUUAGUUUUUCGAAAAGACUCCCAUCAACUGUUCUCUGCGAGCAAUGAUCGAUCGGUGAAAAUUUGGUCCGUCGAUGAAAUGGCAUACAUUGAGAGCCUGUUCGGUCAUCAGUCACCUGUAACUGGCAUUGAUGCAUCGAUACGAGAGCGUGCUAUCACAUCCGGUGGCCGUGACUGUACGAUCCGAAUAUGGAAAAUCACCGAAGAAUCACAGUUGAUUUACAACGGCCACAAAGGUAGCAUUGAAAAUGUGAAACUAAUCAACGAGGAACAUUUUCUGUCAUCAGGCGAUGAUGGAUCUCUCUGCAUUUGGAGUGGCAUGAAAAAGAAACCGCUGUGCGUGAAAGAAUUGGCUCACGGUAAAGCGGAAAACGGUGACGCCAAUUGGAUCAGCUCAAUUGCGACCAUGUUCAACACAGACGUCAUUGCAUCAGGUUCGUGCGAUGGUGUGAUAAAACUGUGGAAAUUGGGCGAUCAUUAUCGGACCAUAACGUUGCUGUUCGAUGUGCCGGUCAAAGGUUUUGUAAAUAGUUUGGCCUUCACAAGCAAUGGCGAAAAGUUAAUAGCCGCUGUCGGUCAGGAACAUCGACUCGGUCGAUGGUGGAGAAUGAAAGAGGCGGCAAAUCGAAUUUUGGUUAUUUCACUGAAUAAAAAGGCAGUCGAGUGAAUUGUUUUCCAAA
Messenger RNA from Bradysia coprophila, 1558 nucleotides. RefSeq names its product U3 small nuclear riboprotein factor 55K (gene U3-55K). The record is from RefSeq and is a predicted model, not a curated record. Gene Ontology annotation, molecular function: U3 snoRNA binding; protein binding. Gene Ontology annotation, cellular component: small-subunit processome. Lineage: Eukaryota; Metazoa; Arthropoda; Insecta; Diptera; Sciaridae.